This is a messenger RNA of Durio zibethinus, 2913 nucleotides long. The record is from RefSeq and is a predicted model, not a curated record. Lineage: Eukaryota; Viridiplantae; Streptophyta; Magnoliopsida; Malvales; Malvaceae.
GUGUUGUCUAACUCUGUUUUGAUUCAAUAUUUUGGCCAUAUUUCUCAUUUAUUGCAGUUCAUUUUCCUUAAUUGUUGCCUUUUCUUUUUUAUUUGUUAGGUAAUCUUGAGCGUUUAAAAUACGAUUAACUUUGACAGCAUUGCAUAAAUAUUUCGAUUUUUGUGAAAAUUUUUGUAUUUUAAUUCAAUGGGUAUCGUUUUUUCAAUGCAUUUUACGAAACCCAUGUCCCAAAAGUUGAUUAAUUUGUGUUAAAUGAAGAACCCUGCAUACUGGACCUUUAAAUUUUUGUCAAUUUGACAUUUUUUUGUUGAUAUAAUUAAAAGAGAAUGAAAGAAUACAGUUGUUAGUCUGCUUAUGUCUUUUAAUCUCUGUUUUUUGUUGAUGCAAUCUUCAAUUCUGUGAUUUAUUGAGUUAAAAUAUUCUUUGUUCAAUGUGAAUGAAAAUAACCUAAUUGUUUUACAUUUUUAAUCCCAAGUUUGCUUGUUAUCCCUGUAAAAAGAAAAUUAAACCUAAAUGUAUGGAGAAUGUAUGUGUUACGUUGCAUUCACUGUUUCAUAAUAUAACUAGAUGGUGUUUAAUGAAUUUCAUAAAAUUUUAUGGAGCUUAUUGGAAAGCUAUAGUUUGCUUUUUUGGAAUUUGGAAAAAUUAUUGAUUUUAAACAUGAGGAUUCAUUUGUAAAUGAAUUUCAGUGUAUACUUUAUUGUCAAAUGAUAUGAGUUUCAUUUUUAAUUUGGUUCCAAAUUACGGCCAGAGUAAUACCUUCACUGUCUAUGGUGGGUGUUAAUAGUUUUAAGGUGCAGUAAUUAACAAUUUUCAUUUUGAUAAUCGGACAAAACUAGUUCAAAUUUGACAGGGAGGUGAGGAUGGUACCUUGUUAUUGUUAGCUAAACAAAUUCGAUUUCUACAAGGUAAUAUUAAGUGUAGUAUUCCUUUUCUUUUGAUCAUAAUGAGAAAUAAUAUCUGCAAUGUGGAGAGAAAACAAUGUGGCUUCUAUUAACAUUAAUUAGGGAGGAUGUACUUUCGGGAACUUUAGUUAACAAAGAUGAAAAGCAAAAACAGAGGCCUACUUUUGCAAGACGUAGCAUGUUUUCCUUAAUAUUGAAUUGCCUUGUUAUUCGUCCAUAAUCACAAAUUGUGUCAGGGAUUCUAAACUGUACAUCAUUCAAUUCCCUUGAGCUAUGUUCUGCCUAAGGUCAAACUCCUUGCAUGAAAACCCCUUAGCUUGUGAAAAUCAUUCAUAUACUUUCUUCUUUCAUAAUAUUCUGAAUGGCCAUUGUGUAUAAUCCCAAACAUGAAGAGAAGGUUGGAAAGGUACAUGUUAUGUGAUAAACAAAAUGCGAUCAAGAUUAUAAAAUUUCAUUUCAUGAAAUUGGUACUAUUCUAUUUCUGUCUCUUUUACCAUUUACAGUAUCGUUCAUAGAAUUGUCUUACAUAUCAAUUUAAAAAAUGACCGUCUAUUCUUGUGUGAAUUUAUUAUUACAUCAUGUUUGUCAUGAGAAAUGGCUGACAAAAUUAUGAAGUUUUGUAUGGUUUCAUCACCUUUUGCUCUAAUGGUUUUCUUGUCACAAUUUUUUAUGCCGUGGUCUGCUUGGUUUUGCUUUAAGGGAUCUCAUCCAUUUUCCUGAGUGAUCUAUUAUUAGAAUCAAACAUUAUCAGAUGGUUCAGCAAACAAUAGAAUCCAAAUUCAGUGAAUAUGGACUACGGAAUCCAGAAAAUAACUCACCCACUUGUGAUAAGCAACCUCCAGUUGGUGCAAAGAAGACACCAUUGAGGGAUUUGCAGAACGAAAAUAUAAUCGUGCCCAACACCACAGGAAGCUUCCUAUUUUCUAAAGAUAGAGGGCCUGUUAUUAAUCCUAUUAAGGUUUCUGGGACUAAGAGACCAUCCCCUGAAUGCCCUGUGAGCCCCUCGCACUGCCAAUCUCCAAGUGCUGCAAAUGGGCAUCUUGUCUAUGUCCGUAGAAAAUCUGAAGCAGAACUAGGCAAAAGCAGUGCUUCUGACAGUACCAGCUCAAGUAAUUGCCAACAGCUGAGGCAAGUUGGUCAACUGGAGGAAAUUAACCAACUAAAAUCCCAAACAAAGGAGCCAAAAGUUUCUUGUUUUCCAGCGUUUGCACCACUCCCAAUGACUUCCUUGACAAGUUCUUCUGCCAAACCUUCAGUACCUUUUCCUCUUGGGAAGUCUGCUAUGAGAUUAGCGCCCCCAGAAUCCAAUCAACUUCCAAUUGUUUCUGCUGCCCCUUUGUUGGAUAGUCCAAAGGGAAUUAAAAAACUUCACUGGGAAGAGCGGUAUUAUCAUUUGCAGAUGGCAUUGAAAAAAUUGGACCAAUCCGAUCAAGAGGAUUAUAACCAGAUGCUUCGAUCUCUCUCUGCAGUUGAACUCAGCAGACAUGCUAUUGAGCUGGAGAAAAGAUCAAUUCAGCUGUCACUGGAGGAAGCAAAAGAGGUGCAGCGUGUUGGCAUUUUAAAUGUCUUGGGAAAAACUAUGAAAUUGGCCAAAGCACCCUCCAAUCAACCAGAUCAGUCGUACAAAUGAAAGGCAUCAAAGUUCAUGGUAGUGAGUGUUGUAAAUUGUAACCUAUCCUUGGAGCCUGGGUGCACAAACAUGCACACUUAUUCGGUUGUUCCUUCUAGUUUUUCUGCAGUGGUCACGUGCUGGCUAUCUGGUAUUUACUGUAGUUUUCAACUCGGAAUAUCUUCUGUGUAUUUUUCCUAGCAAAGGCUAUGGACAGUAUCAAAUUCAAGCUGUACUGUCAUAUGGUGCUGAAAUGAUCCUUUAAGUUGCUGCUUCUAACCCUAGUCUUUCCUGUUCUUAUCUAUUUAAUUUUUGGGAUUAAGAAUGCUGAAGAUUCUAUUCAUGUCCUUCUGUGUAUAUUUCUCUAGCUUGUGCCGUCAGCUCAGAGCAAAGUCAUUG